Molecule: messenger RNA, 2535 nt
Organism: Enhydra lutris kenyoni (northern sea otter)
Lineage: Eukaryota; Metazoa; Chordata; Mammalia; Carnivora; Mustelidae
Product: EF-hand domain containing 2
Exons: 15
Coding region: 67-2313 (748 amino acids)
Biological process (GO): regulation of neuron projection development
Cellular component (GO): microtubule
Source: RefSeq, a predicted model, not a curated record
GCCGAGAGGUGGCCGCUCCCUGCUGGCCCCUCUUCUCGGCCCCUUGACCCUCGGAAGCUGAGAGCCAUGGCCCUACCGCUGCUGCCUGGCAACAGUUUCAGCCGCAACGUGGGAAAGGAGAAGUUCCACAAAUCUCAACAUUGGGGCUUUUGCAACAAUGUGAGCAUGCUGGUGAGUGAAGAUAAACCCGGAAUUGGUGGAGAACUGCUUUUCGGGCAAAAGUUGAAGCCUAAAUAUAGUGCAUUUCCUAAAGGAAUCGGAAGUGAUGCACCAUCCUGGGUAGCUUUCGAUAAGCAGGUAUUAUCUUUUGAUGCCUAUUUAGAAGAUGAAGUACCUGAUAAAAGCCAAGAAAACUACAGAAUAAGACGCUAUAAAAUCUACUUCUACCUUGAAGAUGACACAAUUCAAGUAAACGAACCAGAGUUGAAAAAUAGUGGAAUGCCUCAAGGGACUUUCAUCCGGCGUCAUCGGAUUUCACUCCCUCCUCCUAAUGAAGAUCAGUUUUAUACUGUGCAUCAUUUCAAUAUCAACAUAGACAUCAUCUUCUAUGGCCGGACAUUCAAGAUUUAUGACUGUGAUAUGUUCACAAAAAACUUUCUGAGGAAAAUGGGAGUCAAAUUAAACCCCCCGGGACAGUGUCCAGAAGAUCCUUACAUGAAGUUACGGAGAGAGACUCUAGACUGCAUGGGCCCCUUACGUCCUUAUGAGUCCUUUGACACCCUGAAACAGUUCCUUGAAUACGAUAGGAAGGUGUUACGUUUUUUCUGCCUGUGGGAUGACUCCGCCUCGCUGUUUGGGGACCGUAGGGAACUCAUUCUGCAUUACUUUCUGUCUGAUGAUACCAUUGAAGUCAAAGAAGUGAUACCACACAACUCAGGCCGGGAUGCUAUGUCCUUGUUCCUCCAGAGAAGAAAGCUCCCUAAGUACGGCCCACCUGGAGUCUAUCAGCCAGGCCAGAUAACAGAUCGAACAGUUCUUAAUGUGUACAGUGGCUUGGGAGAAAACCGAGUCAAAGGCUACCUAUUGGAUAAAUACAAGCUAGGAAAAGUAGAUCAAGAGUUUUAUAAAGAUGAUGACCUGUUCAUAGGAGCCACCAUCAACGUGUGGGGAAGGAAAGUGCUGCUUUGUGACUGUGAUGAAUUCACGAAGACUUAUUAUAAGACAAAAUAUGGAAUUGAGAACUUCACCUCGAUUCUGUGCAAGGCUCCACCUCCUCCAAAAAUAGAAAGGAAAUUUCCACCUUAUACUGGCUUUGGUUCUGAAGAGGAUUCUCUCCGCUCCUGCAUAGGCCUCAGGCCCACACCUCAUCAGAAGGACUUCAGGAAGUUCGUGGCAAAAGACAGCUAUGGCAACAUAAGCAAUAUACUCCGGUUUUUUGCAAAACUCUUCACACACAAAUGUGCAGAUGUGGACAGGUUGUUUGUUAUUUCGUACUUUCUCAGUGAUGACACGAUUUCAAUAUUUGAACCUAUUGAGAGUAAUUCAGGGAUUACUGGUGGGAAGUUCUUGAAAAGAACUCGUGUUAAGAAGCCUGGGCAAGAGGUCUUUAAAAGUGAACUAUCAGAAUAUAUCAAGGCCGAGGAACUGUAUAUCGGAGCCAAAGUGAACGUGAAUGGCUACCUGUUUCUUUUGCUCAAUGCUGACAAGUACACCUUAAACUACAUGGAAGCGAACUCAGAUAGGUUUCCCAUGAGCAGCAUUGAACUUAUCCUACAAAAGCUGAAAGAAGAAGAAUCAAAAUCCAGAGAGCUCAAGCAGGUUCUUACAGCUGCUGACUCUAGGCUCACGAAGAUGGUGGAUUAUAAUACAUUCAGAGACAUCAUAAUGAGUCUGACUGUUGGGAAACUCACAGACCAUGAAGUUAUAACCCUUGCCCGUCACUACCAGGUGCCCGAGGACACGAGGCCUGAUAUGAAUGUCCUAAUUGCACGGGCCCAUGAACAGCUCAAGAAAAAAGCUUUUGAGAAUUUUGAAAGACUCAAUGCUAUUUGUGUAUACCAAGACCGAGAAAAAAAAAAAGUAUUACCCAGCAAAUACAUCAGAAGGCUGUGCAAGUCCUCCAGGUUACCUUUGACCGAUGAUCUUCUGGCAUCCAUACUCUCUGGGUUUGAAGACAGUAACGAACAAAUAAAUUAUGAAUCACUUUUCUGCACCCUGAACUGGAGAAUGAAUCCAGUGCCUGAAUUGGAAGCACCGUCGUACUUGAAAGAGAGAUGUGAAGAUGAGUGGCUCGGGAUGCCGUCACCUAUCCCCGCGAAAUACAUUAACUACGUACGCCUUUUAAAGGAUGUGUUCGGCUUAGAGGAGGAGUAGCCGUAUGCCAAUUUUAGGCAACUCCCUUUGAUUUCCUGCUCUCAUUUCACUAAGUUUAUUUCAGUAGAUAUAAUUUCAUUUAAAAAAAAAAAAAAAAACAAGGUUCAUAUUGAAUUGAAAUCCAUAGGCCACAGUUAAUUCCCUUUUGUCAUUUUAGUUUUUCAGAACAUCGUGUUACUCUACUGAUGUGCCAGCGUUAUUAAAAAUGCCAUUUAAAGAAAC